This is a messenger RNA of Pocillopora meandrina, 1549 nucleotides long. NCBI's taxonomy places the organism in Eukaryota, Metazoa, Cnidaria, Anthozoa, Scleractinia, Pocilloporidae. The record is from the annotation of a GenBank genome assembly.
UCUGCAAAGUGUUUUAACGCUAUUGCUGCAGAUAUUACGAUAAACGUUUUACUUAGUUCUAGAAUACAGAAUAUCCAUGAAUUUAGUUCACGUAGCAGUAUAUUGGUUUUACAGAUGCCGCGGCACUUAUCUACAUUCUCAGCAUGCCUUUUGGUUUCUUUUUUUCUGAUGACUUGGCAUUGGUGCUGUAUGGCGGGUGAGACGAAUAAGGCGGGUCCAAUUUAUCCUUUUUGUGGCGACGACUUUAAAACUGCUUGGGAGACUUGUUGUGGGGGUCAAUGCAGAAAUCGCAAGCGGACGACAGGUAAGGGAUACAGAGCUUCAGAGUAGGGGAAAUUGUGGAUGGAGUAAUGUGGCGAUAUUUCUCUUUGUCUUAAAUUUGCGCCGAAGAAAGCUAUCGUCAAACUAGAGAAAGAACCACAAAUUAUUUACGCAGGAUGAUCGUAAAUAUUGAAACUUUGCACAUAAGCGAAGAAAGAGCGGAGGUGGGCAAGGAUGAGGGAAGUUGACAUAGAUUCUAAAAAAAAUGUGUUUAGUUCCCGCCGGGAUUGCGUUGGUAUUGGGAUAGCGCUCAGGAUCUUAAAUCCUUUCAUUUUAAAAACGAUAAUCGUUAAACCUGUAAAGCUUGUGGGGUUGUUUAUCUAAGGAUCUAAUGUGAUAAUGGACUUAUCUCACUUGGAACCGCGUCAGGAUCUCCACCAAGACAAGUAGUGAUUUGAAAAGCAAAACGCCAAGAAAGUAAUAGCCAAAUACGAACUCCUGGUGGCCAAAGGGGAUUCUGGGAAAGAUUUCUGUACCAGGAGGAACCCCAUAUCAUUCUCAAUCAAAGCUGUAGUCGUAAAGUCAAUCUACUGCUUUUUGCUAUUGUGUUCUUUAUUCAAGAACUGUAUGCAUAGGGAAAUUGGGGGCUCUGCGGAAAUCUUGCUGGAUUCUGUUCAAUUCUUUACUUGUUACUCAGUGACUGAUUUUGCGCACGUUCACUUAGAACUUACGAAAACAGAUGAGGACAAUUGGUCGUGAAAGUAGGGUGGAGACAUAACAAAUCACGUCACCUUCACAACUUUUACGAGUGGCAGUAUUUUCAUUUUUUUUUUCUUUUUUUCUGGAGACGCGGUGGUCUAACUUUUUACGAGCUUGAUUCUGGAUCUAAAGGUCUGGGUACGAGUCUGGCCGGGGUCAAUACAUUUUACUCUCGCAGUACCUAUCUCAUUCCCCUCCACCCACUCCUCCGUCAAGAAUUAUAAAUGGUUGCAAAAAGAAUUCAAAACUGAUUACCCGCUCCUGCUUUUACAAUUCCAACAUUAUAAAUUUAGUCUAGGUUGUUUCAUCAGUGAUAAAACAAAAGCCUAUUUCGUACCAAAGUUUACUGUUUGUGAAAAGACAUUCUUUUUGUUCAUGUUUAGGACUAACCAUGUCAUUUCAAAGGGCCAGAAGUUUUCUCAUGUCACCUUCUGGUCUCGAGUCGAGGAAGCGAUCAAUUCUAAAUGGUGUGGAGGAGUGUUGUUACGAAAAAUGCUCUUUAGAAGAAAUAUCCGAAUAUAAUUGUUAA